UUGACCAGAUAUCUUUAGCUUAUUUCCUGUCAAAGUAUAUUAUUCUUCAUCAAAGUUACUCACUUUAAAGAUACGUUUAGGAAUUAUCAUAUUCUUUAAGAACAAAUACACGUCAAUUAUUGCAAUGGGGACCCAAUGCCCUCUGAUUGUUUUGUUUGUCAAGCUUGAAAAGGUAUUCGCCUUCCAUAUCUGCUGGAUCUAGUGACGUCAUUCAUUAGCAUAGGCCUAACAUGUGGACUUAAAAAUAGUAGUCUAUUUCGACUGUCUCCUCCGGGGUCAUGUCGUCAACAAAAUAUGUACUUCACAUCAUAAUCAUGUUUGACAUGCUCUUGAUCAUUCGUGAUGUGCCAUAACAUGUUUAACAGUUGACGAUUACAUUGAACAGUUUCUUCAGAUUUCAACAUUUUUCGACCACUUCUGAUAAUUUGAUUUGUGAAAAAGACAUAAAGAAGUGCCUUUGAUUUAUUUUCUUUUGGACAAUAGCUGUGCAAUUUUAUUUUGACAUCAUGAAGGCUAAUAAUUUUCGUGAUCAAGUGAGUUUAGUGACUAAUUGGUUUAAUAAUUGGAGUGAAUGUGAACAAACAGUAGCCCUGUAUUCACUGCUGAAAAAACUGACUCUAACACAAGCCAAAUUCCUUGUUCAAGUUUUACAACAAAGUUUAUUGGACUGUACAGAAAUUCAAACUUUGGAAAAGAAGGCCAAUGAUCCAGAAAUUGUCAGUCAGCUAAACAAUGAAGCUAAGGACAAAGUUAUCUCAAAACUGCUGCAGUAUCUGCCAUUACUUCGUUGUGGUAAUAUGGAGGCCAAACGUGAAUAUUUAGCAAUUAUUCAUAGUGCUUUAUCCUAUUGUAUUGAAAAAGGUGUUGAAAUAGAAGAAAGUCGACAGCUUUUGUCAUAUUCUCUCAUUCAUCCUGCCAUUACAGCUGAUGAGAGAUCUAAGUUUCGUAUGUGGUUAGGUUAUUUAGAGGAACGAUAUACAUACAGUAUCAAUAACACACGACAAAAUCAGUUACAAGAACUGGGUUCAACAUAUUCUCAAGAGGCAACAGCCAGUCAGUUAGCACCUAACAAUUUGUGUAGCUCUGAUUCCCUCUCUCCUUCUAGUAAUGAUCUUCAACAAGAUGGAAAACAGCAGACACAGUCUGCAAAUGCCAUGGACCCAAGCCAACAAGAUGCAGGCUUGCCCCCUGAAAGCGAAAGGAACAAUGGAUUGUCUCAAAUGGCACAAAAUAGCUCAUAUUUUACGGACACAGUGUCUCAAAUUGCCAGUGAAAAAUUCAUUUUAGAAAAUUCACAAAAGAAUCCUUGUCAUUUUCCAGACAGUAGUGUAUCCCAGCCACCACUCCACACUGUCCAUAACUUUGGUGAUGUAAAUCAGUGGUGUCCGCAAACUGCUUCCCUACCCAAUAAAUCAGGACAAUCUAAUAAUAGUGGUGGCUGGAAUAAUCAACUCAAUCAAAGUCAGCUUAAAACAGUAGCAUGGAGUAAUCGCACAAAGUCUUUACCUAAUUCUAGUACCAGUAAUCAGUGGUCCACUCAGGGACAAUCUUCUGCUAACUCUGAGGCACAUUGGAACAGAAGUCUGGUGCAGUUAGAUCAGAACUGUGCUGCCACUGACCCCAGUAACAACUCAUUGUUUGUAAAUAGUGGUUUUGGUCACCUGCAAGCUAACAGUACUCAGGGGGUUAAUAAAAUGGGUCUUGGUCCGAAUAGUGGCAGUGGACAUUUACCCUUACAUGCAACACUGUCAGCUCCACCUAAUUUUAGCUGUCCAACAUCAUCAUCAUCGGCAAGAGGUGGAAACACUUCAACAACAAACAACAAUAAUAACAAUCAGCAUGCUUCUCUUCGGAGAACAUGCUCCAUUGCACCACCUGGCCUUCCAAAUUGUGCCCCCAAUAUGGAAAAGAAUGUUUCAGAUUGGCUGCAGACAAACAAUGGACAUUUAUUACGCCAGUCCCAUUUGGCACCAGAUCAUGCUCCACUAUCUCCACAAAGUAGCAUGUCAUCAUCUGGAAGUGGUAGUGACCAUUGUCCAGAACAGACUACAGAAACCAAUCCCACAGACCACAAUAACACAGAGGAUGAAAACUCUUCGGCCAGAAACAGUUUCUCUGAGAAAACUUCUGGAAUGCAAGAUGUACCGGCCUGGUUGAAAGAAUUAAGAUUACAUAAAUAUGCCAAUAUAUUUAAACAAAUAGAUUAUAAUCAAAUGUUUGAACUGACAGAAGAAUAUCUAGAAGAGCAGAAUGUUACUACCGGUGCCAGACAUAAAAUAAUACAGAGUAUUGCCAAGUUAAAAGACCGGCAAAAAAACUUAAUUCAACUUGAGAAGGAUAUAAGUAAUGAUAAACCACUGAUGACUAUAUUAGGAGAGAUGGAAUCUAUUAUUGUAACACCUAUCAUACCUUAUGAAGCUAAGGAGACUGAAUCACCUGCUACUGUAGAUAAUAAAGGUAUAUCUGCUGAUAUACCAGAUGGUGAUAUACCUAGUCAAUUUACUAGAGUUAUGGGGAAAAUAUGUACAGCUCUAUUGAUAAGUCCCAAACCUUAUUAUUAUGGUUUUCAAUGGUAUAUUAACAUCAUCAAUAAAUGUCUUAGACAUACAGCAUUUACACAACGUCAUAAAAGUUUACUGUUGUCAUGGAAAUGGUCAUGUAAGAAAGUAUAUAAUCCACCAUAUCCUCCUAAUAAUGAUCAGGCAUGGAGAAGAUCUGGAUGUAAACCACCAUCUAAUCAGUUUAGAUAUGGUCAACCAUGGAAUACAUCAUCACGUCGUUCUAUACAAGGUGGUACAACUAGUAACAAUCAUACACCGUUAUCACGUAUUAGUUCAGCUAAUCCCAGUUUUAUGAAACCUGGUGUUAUGGAGCAGAUGAAACAACAAGUAACAAGAACUCAUUCAGCACCUGUGCGAGGUCAGGUUUUAUCAGUUUCACUUACAGCUGGUGAUAUGGCAUCUAAUGAUACAGAAAUAAAUGCUAGUUUAGAUUCACUGUGUAUCAGUAUGACAGAACAUGCACUGGGUAGUCUAGAUGGCGCAGAUAAAAGUUCAACUUUUUAGAAAGUAAAUCAAUUUAUGUAUAAAUAGAUACUGGUACAAGUGUAUAAAAACCAAGAGGAAAAUGAUAUCACUGUUAAAACACAGACAUACCAUGAUAUUAUUACAAUGGAUGGAAGAGAUGUCAAGAUUGUAAUAAUAGUGUUUAACAGACAUGUACAUAUAGAUUUGUGUUUUCUUGUAUCAAGAACAAAAAAAAAAAACCCAACAAAAUAUUUUAAAGAUGUGAAUAGUUAUAGGACAGUGAGUGUCCACUUUAAAGCUGCUGAAAAUUUCAAUGCAUAAUUAGUUAUUUUCAUAAAAUAUCUUGAGACAAAAUUGACUAAUAUUUUGAGGUAUGUGACAUUAUACUGUCUACAGAUAUGUAAGUAGUGAUACUAAUCGCAGGUUGUUUUUAGUUGUAUAUAGAUAUUGUAUUGUGUUAACCUGCCUAAUUCGUAUAGUCAUUAUAGAAGACGACAUAUUAUUUUGUUAUCUCUGUCUUGUAAUAGUUAGAGAUUACAUACACUCCAGUCUUCAACAAAACUUUUCAAAAAGUGAAUAGAUGAUUAUAGUUAAUUCAUCAGUGUGUGAUUUUUGAUAUGUAAUGUUAAUGAAUAGUGCCUUGAUUUAUCCUGUAUUAUGUUCUCUCUUUGUACAUAUAAUGAAAUUUGAAAAUUUAUAUUUAGAAUCAAUUACUUGAUUUAUUAGACUUACUAAUUGUAUUUACACUUUUUUGGUAGAGAAAUUUCACUGGUAAGAUUUUUAGUUGGUGUUAACCAAAAUAUAUUAUAUAGAUAUAUAAUAUGUCGUAAAUUGAACAAAUGGAAGUGUUUAUUGUUUUUGGGAUUUGUGUAAAAUUUACAGAUGAGAUUAAUAUUAUUCUGAUUGGUACACAGAGAAGAUUGUGUUAAUUAUGCAUAAUUGAUUAAUCAAUCGUUUGCAUGUUCCAGGGUGCAAAUUUCAGAAAGAGACACACUGGGAAUGUUAUAGUUUCGGAUAUUUUUCUUGCGUUUAAUGAACAAAUCACCAAGAUUGUUUUAGAGUUGUAGUUAUGACUUGUGACUACGAUAGCCAGACGUACUGGGAUUUGUAAACAAGGAUUAGUGAAAUGAUUUCUGUUUCUCAGCAUAAUCUGACCCUUUUUAUUUUGUUAACUAACAUCUUUCGAGAUCAGAUGAAAGAGAAUGUGGAAUUACAGUCAAUGGUCGUUCAUUUUGUUUUUGUGUGUAUCAGAUGACUUGUUGCUUUUAUAUAUUAGACAGAGAUGUAGGUAUUAUUCCGAUUUAUAUUAGAGAGAUAUUUAAUCUGUGCCGAUUUAUUUAUGGUUAACAAUGAGAAGUUCUGUAUUUUUAACCUACGAGAUGUUUGCUUAUUUUUUGAAGAGAGACAUAUUUUGGCCAAAUUGUUUUGUAUAUAUUUGUAUAUAUUUAAGUGCGGCUAAUUUCUGCCAAUGCCUUUAGCGUUUUGGAAUGUUUUUGCUCUGUGCUAACUUUUCCUCAGCAGAGUAAUACAUCUCUUAUUAUAAGAUUUUUUUAUAAAAACAAAAUCACGUUUUGCACCUAGAUAAAUCAACAAUGUUAAAUAUUGAUCAGUAUGUAGAAUUUUUUUUUGGGAAGGUUUAAUGAAUGUACUCCAGUAUAUCUAUAACUUCUAUAUAUGUACCGAUGUAUCUACAUACAUUGUAAUAUUUACAUUAUCAUCCUCUUCAUCAUCAUUUUCACCAUUUGACUGCUCAUGUUAUUAACUUUGCUCGAGAUAGAAAAUUUUAAAUGAAGAAAUCAAUUAAAGUGUGUUGAAGAAAUGAUGUGGGGAAGGAAAUAAAAAAAUCAGUUAUCCCCCCUUGCCAUAAAUUAAAAGAAAAAUUCUUGAAAUCAACCUUCAGUAGUCUUUAAAUAAUUGAGACUAUUGAUUAAGAAAUUAUAUUAAAUAAGAAUUAUUGAUAUUUAUGCUUACUUCUACAUCUUUUAUUGAAAACAACACCAUUUUGGUGUUCUUGGCUCAAUGUGCAGACUGCCGAUGCACGUCUAUUUCAAUUCAUAUUUUAUCUAUUAACAACAGGUUAUAAAGAUAAGAUAAUGUUUAAGAAUUCUAUUUGUUAUUAUUUUAUAUUAGUUUGAGUGAAGAAUUCCAUACAGCCUGUUGAAAGUUUUUAGGUAAAUGACCUCGGGUUAAAUUUGUGUAAAUAUUUCCGUCCAUAUUGUUUAUGAAAUUGUCAUAGCUGUAGACAUGAAGUGUAAUUUACAGCAUGUCAGUUAAUAAUGCUAAUCUGUAUUAUCUUUGUAAAUUGACUGAUAAAUAUUUUGAACAAUGUCUUUAGGAUGUACGACAAAGCAGGAGCCUUUUUUUCGUGGUUCUUAAUUUGAUUUUUGACACUGUCCAAGUUAACUUUAAUUUUAAAUUUAAAGUUGAGGAUACGUUUAUCUAAUCUGAAAUUAUUGUCAUCCAGUCAUACAAAUUGUGCAUGAAAUAUUUUUCAUGUUACCUGAUAAAAGUUAUAGAUCACAACUUAUAUAUUAGAAUUGCAGUUCAAAAAUUUACAUCAUGAUUUCCUAAUUUACAUUGUGAUUUCCUAAUUUACAUUGUGAUUUCCUAAUUUACAUCAUGAUUUGAAAUACUUGUCAUGAUUUGAAAAUACUCUGUCUAAAAAUCUUGCAAAGUAUGGCGAUUUAACAUCUAUCAUUAAAUAUACCCGACAUAAUCUAUGAAUAUGUUUCUUAUAAUGAAAGUGUAAAAUUAAAAGCAUAAUGCCUAAUUGUUGAAAUAUACAUGUAUAAUUGUUGUGUAUCAGUGGACAUUUAUUUUUAAAAUGUGCAUGAGGAAAAUUAUUUUUAAAUUUAAGUCUUCAACAAAAGAGAUCUAUACAAAGUGCUGCUAAAAAAAGGAUAAUAUAUACAAAAUCUUUUAAUAUUGAUUUGUAAAUAAUUGAAUAAUAAACAUGUACAUGAUUAAUUGUCAUCCUUCCCUUCAUCCCACUCAUCUCUCUUGCAUUCCAAGUAGACAUUAUUUCUAGUGGCCUAAAACAACACAAUGUAUAUUACUUUAUAGCUAGUUACUGCAGGUACAGUGACAAUCAGUUAAUGUCAAUCUCCUAUAUGUAUGUUAUUUAUUUUCAGUUUAUUAUUGUAUUGAAAAUUACUUGUCCCAACAAAUAUAAGCAUAAAUAAUUGUCGAAUCAAAAAAGUGUUACUUCCUGAUCCAUUCAUAUGUGGUAACCUUAUAAGAGGUUACACUGUAUCUAUCAAAAAUCUAUCAAAAACACAGUAACACAGAAACACACAGUUUACAAUCUAUGAAAUAUAACUACUGUUUAUUAAUGAGCAACGGUUGAACUAGUAAUUAAAACCUCGUACAGUAAUAAACAGUAAUUAUAUUCCAUAGAAUUGUGAACUGUGUAUUUCCAGUUCAAUUACUAAAUACCAUUUAAAUAAUUGUACAAGGAAGUCUGAAAAAAUUUUAAAAGGCUUACUAUUUUUUGCGAAUUCAAAACUAGAAUGUCAAAUAAUACUACUAGUACUAUAGGAUGUUAAGUUUACUAUUUGGACAUAUCUGAUUCAUGGUCACAUUUUCAGUAUCUGUUUGAUCAUGAAACAAUAACCUUAAGAAUCUUUUCUUUCACUAAAAGUACAUUAUCUUUCCACCAUCAAUACAAAAAAAAAAUAAAUUUCAUUCAUUUCAUUUUAUCAUUCACCUUUUUGAUACAAAAAAAAUGGUAGUUUAUAAUAUGCUAGUAAAAACUUUAUAGCUUUAAUUAAUUAAUUGAAUAAUUAAUAUCUCUUUGACCAUGUGCUUUAUGUGGGGGUUUCACUUAUUUUCAGUUGCCUUUUAAAAUUAUUUUUAUCAUUUUACUUCUUUGAUAAUAAUUAUGUAUCAUGUAUGGUAAUUUAUAUAUAUUAUUAUUAUUAUUACUCUUUUUAAAGUGACAGGAUUCUGAGAAAUCUUGCAACUUCCAUAGUUUGUUGAUUAGCUCAUUAACAAUUAUUGAAUGUUCAUUUGAUUAAUUGGUGGCAGAUGUAAUUAUUAUGAUUAUUUGUAAUUUUGUUUGGUUAAUUAAUUAGUUGAGAAAUAUAUAUGUGUAUAUACGUAUAUAUUGUGCUGGUACACAAAGGCUUGGUUGCCGUUUUUAUUCUGUGUUUAGUUUUGUUUGUAGCAUUUUGUAUGCGUGUGAUGUUUUUACACUAAAUAAUAAUAAUAAUAACUUGAAAAAUAUAUUAGAUGCUUAUUCUUAUUAAAACUUUAACUGUUAGAACUCAAAUGAACUAAAUUCAGUUGUCAAUGCAUUGUGUUUCAUUCGAAAGCUUCAGAAACUCUACCUUGGAAAUGAUGUAAUUUUUGACACUUUUCACCACCAACUGUCAUGCAAGAGUAUAAUUUUAAAAAACGUCAUAAUAAUAUGCUGUAGAAUAAACAAAGAAGGGUCCUUCUUUAAAUAAAAUAAAGCAGCUUCAAUAACUGCCAAUAAGAAGAAUCUCAUCACUGAGAACAUACCAACUAAUUGUAUCUAUGUUGUUUCUCUUUACUGUUAAAUCAUUUUUAUUAGAAAGUUGGAAUUUCCAUUCUAGUUGAUUAGUUUAAGAGAGUUUUUUAAAAUAAUGUUUAUUGAAACAAUUUGUAUUUUGUCUAAUUAUGUUUCAUAUUAUACAUGUAUCCUUUAUGAUUUGAAUGUGCUAUUAGAUAUUUGUAUGUCAUUUCACAUCCUUUUUUUAUUUGAAAAUAAAAAGCUAUAACUAUUUGUAUGUUAUAUCUGGAACAGCAAACAAGCAUCAAUCCAUGUCAGUUCAGAAAAUUUUGAUAAAUUUGACGAAUGUUUUUGACAUGCACUGUAUAUGAUUGAUUAUAAAUUAGUUCAUAUUUAAAAGAGAAAAACAGUCCUUGGCAAGUUACAUAAAAAAAACCACCAAAAUAUACUUAGCUAAAUAUACUUAGCUCUGCAGUAUUUAAAAUAUUUUUAUCUUGACACUAAGGCUAUAUAGUAUUAUUUUUGUCUUGACACUUAAGGCUUUAUAGUAUUAAAAAAAUCUGUCAACUAAAUAUUCUUGCAGAUAUAUAAUGGAUGUUAAACAUAAUUAGACAAAGUACUAAAUUUCAUAUUGAAUAUUUAACCAAUGAAAUUUUGCAGUUUGAUUUCUUGAGAGGUUUUUUAUAGAUACAAACUUUUGUUGAUGGUAAAUUCACAUGCUGAAAUAAGUAAUAUUUCAUAACAUUUUCAUCACAUAAAUACAUUAUACUGCCAAAAACUACUCUAAUUAGUAAAUAAAUAAAUUGUACAUAUUAGUCGCUGUUGUAUUUGUACUUAUUAUAGGUCAGAACAUGGUUGUAUUACUUGCAUUUAUUUUUAAAGUCAUUAUUUAUAUGUUAAUACGUGUAGACCAUAGCUUUUUGUGGAUGUGAAUGAACUAUCAUAAAGGUUUGUAUCUAGACAGUUUGUUUUAAAUUUAUCUGUUUAUUCUAUGUUCUGUCAUGUUCUUUAUAAGUGAGUGAUUGAAAUAUUAUAUAGAUAAUUGUUAUCAAGUUUCUCAUUGUCUGUUCAUAGUUACAAUUCAGUAUGUUGCAUUUGCGGGAUAUUUGGAAAAAUAUAAAUAUUUUAUU
Patella vulgata (common limpet) is the source of this 8630-nucleotide messenger RNA. Its product is annotated as protein Smaug homolog 1. Gene Ontology annotation, cellular component: P-body. Gene Ontology annotation, biological process: regulation of mRNA stability; nuclear-transcribed mRNA poly(A) tail shortening; negative regulation of translation. NCBI's taxonomy places the organism in Eukaryota, Metazoa, Mollusca, Gastropoda, Patellidae. The coding region runs from base 507 to 3065 and encodes 852 amino acids. The record is from RefSeq and is a predicted model, not a curated record. Gene Ontology annotation, molecular function: mRNA binding; translation repressor activity; protein binding. The transcript is spliced from 13 exons.